Molecule: messenger RNA, 4083 nt
Organism: Larimichthys crocea (large yellow croaker)
Lineage: Eukaryota; Metazoa; Chordata; Actinopteri; Sciaenidae
Gene: fmnl1b
Product: formin-like 1b
Exons: 27
Coding region: 779-3973 (1064 amino acids)
Biological process (GO): cell migration; regulation of cell shape; cortical actin cytoskeleton organization
Cellular component (GO): cytosol
Molecular function (GO): small GTPase binding; actin filament binding
Source: RefSeq, a predicted model, not a curated record
ACACAUCUAACAUUUUAACAAUUUAACCUUAAACAAAUGAUCUGACGCUUACUGCACAAACAUGUGCCUCCUUGUACUUGGAGGCAUUAGGACCCAGAGGGCUGCUCUCCCUCUGUGCUGUCCUGUGUUGAAGCCUGGGCUGCCUUCGCUCUCUCUCUGUCCCUGUUUCGGAUAGACAGUGGCUGCCUGCUGGAUCUCUGCCUUUCCCUCUUUUCCUCUUUUUUCCCCUCUGGACAUGGAGAUCAGAGGCCCGGAGACGCCCAGCAUCCAGCAGCAGAUGGAGGGCUUCCACAGACAACCUGCAAGCCCAGCUCAGUCUCAUUACCCGGGAGCACUGCAGCUUCUGGAGUAGUUUCCUCCAGAGUUUCACCUGAGCAGAGGAAACACAGAGGUGUCCUGGUUAAUGCUGUUUUUUUAAUUCUUCUUUCUUCAGCCUCUGAACUCUACCUCCUCCCCUUUUCUCUUUCACUCGUUCAGCUGUCACUCUGUCUGUCACUCUCAGGAUAUCCCCUUCCCUCUUUCUAGGGUUUCAUAAUGCAUCAGGAUCUCAUUCAGAGGCAGGGGUGGAUUUCAUCCCACCGCUUUCUCCUCGUCUGAGAAUACGGAGUUCGAGUAAUGAGUGCUGCUUCAGCAUCAAUCAACAGACUGGGGUCAUGGAAAUAUUGAAAGGUCACAGGCCGGUGCCUCGCAGAGCCUCAGAAGUAACUUUGAAUAACUAGAUAAGAAAUAAACCUUUCGGCACUGUUUCACUGUAUUUUUGGAGCUGUUUUCUUUUUGUAUGUGUAUUUUUUUUGUAUCAAUCGGAUAUACAAUCAUGGGAAACGCAGCAGGAAGCAUGGAGAUGUCCCAGGGGAAGGAGGCCACUCCGGGCUCCUCGGGGUCCCAGAAAAGAACCAAGGAGCUGAAACUCCCGAUGCCACCUGAUGAAGAAUUAGAGCAACGCUUCAACGCCGUGCUGAACACGAUGAACCUUCCUCCAGACAAGGUGAAGAUCCUCAGUCAGUACGACAACGAGAAGAAGUGGGACCUGAUCUGUGACCAGGAGAGGUUUCAAGUGAAGAAUCCACCGUCCGCUUAUUUGGAGAAGCUGAAGAGUUAUCUGGAUCACGGAGGAGUCAGUCGAAAGUUUAAGAGACGUGUCCAAGAAUCCACUCAGAUCCUGAGAGAGCUGGAGAUUUCCCUGAGGACCAAUUACAUCGGUUGGGCUCAGGAGUUCCUAAACGAGGAGAACCAGGGGUUAGAUGUUCUUGUGGACUAUCUGUCCUUUGCUCACAGUGCUGUCACGUACGAUGCGGACACUUUGGACAACGGCACGCUGCCCACGGACAGAAACAAAACGAUGGACCGGUCGGCCGAGGAUCUGAGCAGAAGUGCCAGUAACUCACCCAGUCACAGUGCCUUGAAGGCCAGCAAGACCUUCACCGUCAGAUUCAACUCUCUCCAAAACAGGAAAGCCCUGAGGAGCUCUCGUGUCGUGAGCCAGACGGACGACGUUCACCUCUGCAUCAUGUGUUUACGUGCCAUCAUGAACUAUCAGACUGGCUUCAACCUGGUGAUGAAGCACCCCUGCUGUGUCAACAAGAUCACGCUGAGCCUCAACAACAGAAACCCGAGGACCAAAGCUCUGGUGCUGGAGCUGCUCGCGGCCGUGUGCUUGGUGAGAGGCGGCCAUGACAUCAUCCUGUCCGCCUUCGACAACUUCAAAGAGGUGUGUGGAGAGAAAAGCCGCUUUGAGAAGCUCAUGGAGUAUUUCUGCAAAGAAGACAGCAACAUCGACUUCAUGGUGGCCUGCAUGCAGUUCAUCAACAUCGUGGUCCACUCGGUGGAGAACAUGAACUUCAGAGUCUACCUGCAGUACGAGUUCACUCGCCACGGGCUGGACGACUACCUUGAAAGGUUGAAGUUCACGGAGAGCGACCGGCUGCUGGUGCAGAUUCAGGCCUACCUGGACAACGUGUUUGACGUGGGAGCUCUGCUGGAGGACGCGGAGACCAAGAACGCUCUGCUGGAGCACAUGGAGGAACUGCAGGAGCACAACACACAGCUGAACUCGAGGCUUCAGGAGACGGAGCGGGAAGCGAUGGAGAAGGUCUCAGAUCUGGAGAAGAAACUCAUCCAGACCACCAAAGAAGUGGAGCUCUUAAAGGAGAGUCUUCGCGAGUCUUCCUCUCAGGUGAGUUUUCUGCAGCAGCGAGAACGAGAGAGAGAGCUCGAACGCGAGACGGAGAGAGAGAGGGAGCGGGACAAAGACCGAUCCACCGAGGCUCUGAGGGAGCUGGAGGCCAAAGUCCAGGUUCUGGUGGAGCAGGGCCUGGUCCGGAUGGAGCGCUCCGCCUCCGGACACCUGGACAUCCAGGUGGUCCCCGUCAUCCAGCACGUGACACAGAAAGCUGAAGACGAAACAGAUUCAGGUAAAGACCACGAGGCCACCGCUCCGUCCUCAGACCUCUCUGUGACUGCACCACCUCCACCACCACCACCUCCUCCUCCUCCUCCUCCUCCACCACCUCCUCCGCCCAUGCUGGCUCCUGGAGGCGGUACGACGCAGGCGCCGACUGACGGGAGCUCAGGUCGUAAAAAGAAGAAACCCAUCCAGACCAAAUACAGAAUGCCGCUGCUGAACUGGCAGGCGCUCAAAUCCAACCAGGUGACGGGAACCGUCUUCAACGAGCUGGACGACGAACGCGUCUUAGAGGAGCUCAACAUGGCCGUUUUCGAGGAGCAGUUCAAAACCAAGGCCCAGUCCGCCCCCGUCGACCUCGGCACCCUCAAGAUGAAAAAGGCCCAGAAGACCUCCAGCAAAGUUUCUCUGAUGGAGCCCAACCGAGCCAAAAACCUGGCCAUCACCCUGCGCAAGGAAGGCAUGGCUGCUUCUGACAUCUGCUGCGCGAUCGAGACGUACAACCAGAGAGCUCUGAGCCUGGACUUCCUGGAGCUCCUGGAGCGUUUCAUCCCCACAGAGUACGAAAUGAAGCUCAUCUAUAACUACGAGUGCGAGGGCAGGCCCCUGGACGAGCUCAGCGAGGAGGACCGCUUCAUGGUGCGCUUCAGCAAGAUCCCGCGGCUCUCCCAGCGCAUCAGCACUCUGACCUUCAUGGGCAACUUCCCCGAGAGCGUCCAUCUAAUACAGCCGCAACUGAACGCUCUCAUCGCCGCCUCCAUGUCGAUCAAAUCUUCCAUCAAACUGAAGAAAAUCCUGGAGAUCAUCUUAGCGUUUGGAAACUACAUGAACAGCAGCAAGCGCGGCGCGGCGUACGGCUUCCGCCUGCAGAGCUUAGACCUGCUGUUGGACACCAAAUCCACCGACCGGAAGCAGACGCUGCUGCACUUCAUCGUCAGCAUCAUCCAGGAGAAAUACCCGCAGGUCCAGGCCUUCUACACCGAGCUGCACUUCCUGGACAAGGCGGCACUGGUGUCUCUGGACAGCAUCCUGCAGGACGUGCGGACUCUGGACCGGGGCAUGGAGGUGACGAGGAGAGAGUUCUCUGUGGAGAAGGACAACCCGGUGCUGCAGCAGUUCCUCAGCAGCAACGCUGAGCUGCUUCAGUCUCUGACAGCUGAUGGAAGAACCGCCCAGGACGUGUACGACUCUGCCGUGGAGUACUUUGGAGAGAACUCUAAAACCACGCCGCCCUCCAUGUUCUUCCCCGUGUUCGUCCGCUUCAUCAAAGCGUACAAGCAAGCCGAGCAGGAGAACGAGCAGAGGAGGAGACACGGCGUCAACUGUGAAGCUCCAUCAACUCCACCUAAACCAGAAGUCACCGGCACCAAGGUGUGCGUGCCGUCCAGGCUGCCUCAGAUGGAUCUGAUCGCCGAGCUGAAGAGGAGGCAGGUGUCUCCUCUGGUGAGGGAGGGGAAGGACGGAGCCAUCGAGGACAUCAUCACAGCUCUAAAGUCCGUGCCCUUCACGGCUCGCUCUGCCAAACGUUCCUCUCGUCUGUUCUGCGACUCCGUCUUCAGCGACGAGAUCUGAGGAAUCAGCCGUACAGACGGACGGACGCCGGCCGACGCAGCGCCAAGUGGAAACCAGGACAGCAGCUCCACGUGUCGUCAGACAUCUCGCUGUGAAACACUAACACACAC